This is a messenger RNA of Ipomoea triloba (trilobed morning glory), 1113 nucleotides long. RefSeq lists its product as uncharacterized. The record is from RefSeq and is a predicted model, not a curated record. The coding region runs from base 1 to 1113 and encodes 370 amino acids. The transcript is spliced from 4 exons. NCBI's taxonomy places the organism in Eukaryota, Viridiplantae, Streptophyta, Magnoliopsida, Solanales, Convolvulaceae.
AUGGAUAAAAGUUGGAUGAAUGCUUCUCGAAUUAGUCAAGAAUACGAUGAUGGAGUUAAAAAUUUUAUUAACUUUGCAAAGAAUAACCUUCCGGGUAGUAAUGAAAGGCUCCUCUGUCCUUGUAAAAAGUGUUGUAAUCAGAAAAGGUUAUGUGUGAAAGACGUAUAUGAUGAUCUAAUCUGUCAUGGGAUUAAUCCAUCUUAUACAAAAUGGAUAUGGCAUGGUGAAAACAAUGUGGCUACAAAAUCUAACAUGUAUGUUGACAACGAAGCAAAUGAAGAUGAUGAGUCUGAAGAUCAAUUAGAUGAAAUGUUUCGCGAUGUUGGAGAGGAGUUCACCGAUCGGUCAAACGAGUUGGAUGAAUUAUUGAAGGAUUCAAAAUUACCUUUAUGGCCGGCUGGGAAUGGGUGGAGUGACAAGAGCUUUACUGCGUUACUUGAGAUAUUAAAGGAAAUGCUUCCAGAUGAUAAUGAACUUCCGAAGAGUACAUAUGAUGCCAAGAAGAUUUUGUGUCCCAUGGGUAUGGGAUAUAAAAAGAUACAUGUUUGCCCUAACGAUUGCAUAUUGUUUAAGAAUGAUUACAAAGAUUUGCAUGCAUGUCCAAUAUGUGGGGCAUCUCGUUUCAAAACAAGAGAGAAUGUUGCUGGGAAAGUAAGUUUGAAAAGUCUACCAGCUAAAGUUAUGUGGUAUCUUCCAAUUCUCUCAAGAUUUAAGCGUAUGUUUGCUAAUCCAAGCGAUGCGAAAAACUUAACAUGGCAUGCAGAUCAAAAAAUUUCUGAUGGAAAGCUUCGACACCCGGCUGAUUCCCGUCAAUGGACAACAUUUGAUAAUGCAUUUCCUGAAUUUAGUCACGAGCCGAGAAAUCUUAGGCUUGGACUUUGUACUGAUGUUAUGAACCCUCACGGGAACCUAAGUAGCAAACAUAGAAAUGGUAUAGAUGUCUUUUUGGCGCCUUUGAUUGAAGACUUGAAAAGUUUGUGGGAUGAAGUGUCAAAGGACAUAAGGCAUGCCCCAUAUGUGAAGAUAAUACAUGUUAUCAUCNAGGACAUAAGGCAUGCCCCAUAUGUGAAGAUAAUACAUGUUAUCAUCAACUUGUUCAUGGCAGAAAGAUAG